GCUUAACUUAACCCAAGGACAGAAUUGGUCACAGCCGAAAAGUAAAGAAAGAAAAAAAACCCACCUCCGAACCAGGCGAUUGCGGCCAGCCAUUGGGUCGGAGCUAACUAGUCUCCCUCCCUCCGACCUUCCUGUCCGAUAUAGGCCUCAGCAGCUGCCGCAUGCUGGCUGGCAAUAUGUUCUCCCUUCGCACCGCCGUGCGGAGAGCUUCCUCCAGCAAGCCCCUCCGCGCCUUCUCCGCACAGCAUGCUGUUUCUUCUGCCAGACUGGGCGGCGCCUCUGCUCGUCAAUCCCUGAAGGCCUCUGCGGUUCCCCUGUUGCAGAGUCGUCACUACUCCCGUGCUACUGACCCCCAGCUUUCCUCCACCCGCUCGACCGUUGUCCAGCUGCUGAGCAACAUCGGUUCCAAGCGCGAGGUGCAGCAGUAUCUCUCUCACUUCACCUCCGUUUCCUCCCAGCAGUUCGCUGUCAUCAAGGUCGGCGGUGCCAUCAUCACCGAACACCUCCAAACUCUUUCCUCCGCCCUUGCGUUCCUGAACCAUGUCGGACUCUACCCGAUCGUCGUCCACGGUGCUGGACCCCAGCUUAACCGUAUGCUGGAGGACGCCGGUGUCGAGCCUCAGUUCGAAGAUGGAAUCCGAGUCACCGAUGGAAAGACAUUGGCUCUGGCCCGGAAGCUGUUCCUGGAGGAGAACCUGAAGUUGAUUGAGGAGUUGGAGCGCAUGGGUGUCCGGGCGCGCCCUCUCAACGCGGGUGUCUUCACCGCUGAUUACCUGGACAAGGACAAGUACAACCUGGUUGGCAAGAUCAAUGGCGUGAACAAGAAGCCAAUUGAGUCUGCCAUUGAGGCUGGCUGCCUUCCCAUUCUUACGUCUAUGGCUGAGACUCCCGAUGGCCAGGUUCUCAACGUCAACGCUGAUGUGGCUGCCGGUGAGUUGGCGCGUGCGCUCCAGCCGCUCAAGAUUGUCUACCUUGCCGAGAAGGGUGGCUUGUUCAACGGCGACACCGGUGAGAAGAUUUCUGUGAUCAACCUCGACGAGGAGUACGAUCACCUGAUGACUCAGUGGUGGGUCCGUCACGGUACCCGCCUGAAGAUCAAGGAGAUGAAGGACCUGCUCAGCGACCUUCCUCGUACCUCCAGCGUGGCCAUCAUCCACCCUGCUGAUCUGCAGAAGGAACUCUUCACCGACUCUGGAGCCGGUACCCUGAUCCGCCGUGGAAACAAGGUCCACGUCAAGACUUCCCUCUCUGAGUUCGAGGAUCUCGAGAAGCUCAAGGAGGUCCUGGUUCGUGACCGCGAGGGCCUGGAUGCCCGCGCCACGGUUGACCGUUACGUCGAGGGCUUGAAGGAGCGUGACUUCAAGGUCUACUAUGAUGAGCCUAUGGAGGCCCUGGCCGUUGUUCUGCCCCCUCAGAAGGACGCUACUUCUUCCCUGGCUCACUUGGCUACCUUCACCAUCACCAAGUCCGGCUGGUUGACCAACGUUGCUGACAACGUCUUUGCUUCCAUCAAGAAGGACUACCCCAAGCUUGUCUGGACCGUCAAGGAGGAUGACGAGAACUUGACCUGGUUCUUUGACAAGGCCGAUGGCAGCCUCAGCCGUGAGGGAGAGGUUCUCUUCUGGUACGGUGUCGAGAGCGGUGAGGAGGUCAAGCAGCUGGUGCAGGAGUUCAACCAGCACGGUCGCCAGAUGUUCGGAGACAUCAACCUCGAGUCGCGGCUGCACCGCGCCGCCCAGGCCGCCACUCACAUUGGCAAGGGUUUUGGUGCUAGCGGCGCUUCUGCUGAGCAGAAGCGUGCCUUCUCCUCUACCAGCAAUGCUCUGCGUGCCGCUCGUUCCGCCCGUCCGAUGGUCCCUGUGCAGACCGUCAGAACCUACGCCACGACGAACCCUAACCCCCCGUUGGGAGAGAAGAACAUGUCCAACACCCGCCCCGCCAAGGUUGCUCUUAUCGGAGCCCGUGGUUACACCGGUCAGGCUUUGAUCAGCCUGCUCAACGCUCACCCUCACAUGGAUCUGCGUCACGUCUCUUCUCGCGAGCUGGUUGGCAAGAAGCUGCAGGGUUACGACAAGCGUGAGAUCAUCUACGAGAACCUCAGCCCCGACGAUGUUAAGCGCAUGUCCUCCAACGGAGACGUCGACUGCUGGGUCAUGGCUCUGCCCAACGGCGUUUGCAAGCCGUUUGUUGAUGCUGUGGACCAGGGUGCCGAGAAGGGCAACGUCAUCGUUGACCUGAGUGCCGACUACCGCUUCGACAGCAACUGGACCUACGGUCUGCCUGAGUUGGUCAGCCGUUCCAAGAUUGCCCAGGCUACCCGUAUCGCCAACCCUGGAUGCUACGCUACUGCCGCUCAGAUCGGAAUUGCUCCCCUUGUGCCCUUCCUCGGUGGCCAGCCCACUGUUUUCGGUGUUUCCGGCUACUCCGGAGCUGGCACUAAGCCCAGCCCCAAGAACGAUGUGGACAACCUCACCAACAACAUCAUCCCCUACAGCUUGACUGAUCACAUUCACGAGAAGGAGAUCAGCGCGCAGCUUGGUACCAGCAUUGCGUUCAUCCCUCACGUUGCUGUCUGGUUCCAGGGAAUUCACCACACUAUCAGCAUCCCCUUGAAGGAGGAGAUGAGCUCCCGCGACAUCCGCAACAUCUACCAGGAUCGUUAUGCUGGUGAGAAGCUCGUGAAGAUCGUUGGCGAGCCUCCUUCCGUCAAGGACAUUGCUGGCCGCCACGGCGUUGAGGUUGGUGGCUUUGCUGUCCACUCCAGCGGCAAGCGGGUCGUCGUGUGUGCUACCAUUGACAACCUGCUCAAGGGUGCUGCCACCCAGUGCCUGCAGAACAUGAACCUUGCCCUUGGCUACGGCGAAUACCAGGGCAUUCCUCUUGACUAGGUGUCUCCUAUAGGUUAGAUACACCUCAUGUACUAUGAUCUGGUCCGGGGUAGGUAUAGAACCCCCUCCCAUACGGGGGCUUUACUUUUUUGGAAUCGAGAAAAUGUCCUUCGUGUUUUAAAGUUCUGGUUUGAUCUUUCUUGCGUGUCUCAUACCCCACGUGCAUCUUUCUGGGUUGCUAUGGGUUGGAGAUAUUUGUAGCAGCAUUUACCUCUUCCUUCAUUUUCCAUAGUCAACUUGAUUUUCUUUCACUUUUUACUUGGUUCUCGGUUUUUUCGUCCUCUAUAGACCCCUGGCUUCUUCGGUUGUUGUUCUGUAUUGCCAUAAUUGUGUUGUCAUAACGGGCACUGAAAAGUACCUUCCUUGUAUAAUGUUCUCUGUGGGUUCAUUGACGUUUCUUGAUACUGGUUUAGUGUAGCAAUAUAGAAAGGGGACAAAAAAUGCUCACACAAUUGGAUGCAGUGAA
Aspergillus eucalypticola CBS 122712 is the source of this 3354-nucleotide messenger RNA. RefSeq names its product bifunctional acetylglutamate kinase/N-acetyl-gamma-glutamyl-phosphate reductase (gene argEF). Gene Ontology annotation, biological process: L-arginine biosynthetic process. Gene Ontology annotation, molecular function: acetylglutamate kinase activity; NADP+ binding; NAD binding. Bases 177 to 2888 code for a protein of 903 amino acids. The record is from RefSeq and is a predicted model, not a curated record. The transcript has 4 exons. Gene Ontology annotation, cellular component: mitochondrion; cytoplasm; mitochondrial matrix. Lineage: Eukaryota; Fungi; Ascomycota; Eurotiomycetes; Eurotiales; Aspergillaceae.